CAUAGUACAAGGCCAGUCACCUCAUGCAAUUCGUUCUCUGAUCUUCUUCUCCCUGUUAGCCUAAGGGCUAGAGGAAGACUAGGACAUAAGCCUACAUUUCUCCAACAAUGCUGCUAAGUGCUAAGUAUGAAUGUAAAUCUUUUUCUGUGUAUGCUAGGGAUUUGAGAGGUGCAGGAAGCCUGCAGGCAUGGGGACUAAUGAAGUGAUGAUAAUGAUGACAGCAUGACCUUCCAGGAUCUGAUAAAAAGCUGGUAGUGAAGUUGGAGAAGUGACCAAUUAAAGUUGUUUUCUUGUUCUGAAAUAAAGGAUUCGUUCUACUUUUAUUUGAGGUUCCCAUACAGAGAAGAUUGAAUCUCAUAAACCAUGAGAGUGGGUCUGAAGAGGCAGGCAUAAGCAGUGCAACUGUGGAAAUACAAGUUAUAAAGGAGGGAAGGCAGGACAACAUGGCCUGUGAUGGGAGAGCAUUUUAUUCCCCCAAUAUUAUCAUGAAGAGUGAGGACAGCUCUGCUAAUUCCAUUGCUGCCAUGAUUGCUGUUGGCUCUUGUACUCCACCUGCAACAUUUCAAGGCAAUCGAUCACUAGGUGCUUUUGACUCUGGAAGUGAAAGGAAGAUUUUAGGUAAAUGCAGGUCUUUCUCAGCUUUAGACAUGUCUGAGGAUCUGGGAGACGAAGAUGGCUCUGAUGACUCAAUCCACUUGGGAGAGAAGAAAAGAAGGCUGACCUUUGAGCAGGUUAGGGCUCUGGAAAAAAAUUUUGAGGUGACAAAUAAAUUGGAGCCUGAGAAGAAAAUACAGCUAGCAAGAGCCCUAGGCCUGCAGCCAAGACAAAUUGCAGUGUGGUUUCAGAAUAGAAGAGCAAGAUGGAAGACCAAGCAACUCGAGAGAGACUUUGAUGUUCUCAAGCAGGAUCAUGAUUCUCUCAAGAAAGACUUUGACAACCUUGUGGAAGAGAAUAGAAAUCUUCAGGCCAUGGUCCAACGUCUGAGAGGCAAAUUGAUGAGCAGCCAAGACCAAAAGAGUCAGCUGAAUUCUUCUCUCAUGGAGGAAAAUGAGUUACCAGUGCCCAUGUUGUCAGGAACUGCUGAUAAUGUCAAUACAAACAAGGAAAAUGAAGGGCCUUCCAGCAUAGGGAGUGAAGCCAGUUCUGUACUGAACAUUGACAGCCCAGGAACCAUUGACAGUCAACAGAAUAACACCAUUGAUUCAGCUAUGAAAACAUGUGUGGCUUAUCCUCAAUGCAGUAUUGGUAUCAGGCCUAAGGUGGAGGAAAAUUUGAAUCAAGCAGAUGAACCCAAUUUCAAUUUGUUUUACAGUAAUUUAGAGGAAGCAGGUGCUCUGUGGUGGGAAUAUUGGCCCCAAACCCUCUAACAAGGGAUCUGCAAGAUCUCAUAUACACUACCUAUUUCUAAGUAAAACUUAGUUUUUUUUAUCUUCUUAAGAAGGUAUUUCCAUCACCACAUAAAGAUAAGCAAAUCAGCGUAUCUGUUUAUGAUAAUGGUCAUGAUUGCAUUAUUUUCCA
Molecule: messenger RNA, 1518 nt
Organism: Cryptomeria japonica (Japanese cedar)
Lineage: Eukaryota; Viridiplantae; Streptophyta; Pinopsida; Cupressales; Cupressaceae
Product: homeobox-leucine zipper protein HAT5
Exons: 4
Coding region: 444-1367 (307 amino acids)
Biological process (GO): positive regulation of DNA-templated transcription
Cellular component (GO): nucleus
Molecular function (GO): DNA-binding transcription factor activity, RNA polymerase II-specific; sequence-specific DNA binding
Source: RefSeq, a predicted model, not a curated record